Messenger RNA from Marchantia polymorpha subsp. ruderalis, 765 nucleotides. NCBI's taxonomy places the organism in Eukaryota, Viridiplantae, Streptophyta, Marchantiopsida, Marchantiales, Marchantiaceae. The record is from the annotation of a GenBank genome assembly.
AAGUACUCCUCCUUUCUCUUUCCUCUUUGAGUGCUUGUGUCUUUCUUUCUGAUUGCGGGCCGGCCAUGGGAUCUAAGUGGAGGGAGGGAGGGAUUUUGGAGUUUGGAAGUUUGCGUCGCACAUCGUUGCAGUGUGCAUGCUUUGUGGAUUUGGUGCCCGAGGGCUUCGUUUUUCUGGAAAGUGUGGUUGCUUUUCUCUCUUCUUUUGAAGAAUAAUGGUAGACAAUAUCCUUGCGAUGGAGGCAUGUCGUACAAAGAUCGAAGAUGAGGACGAGUUGGACAAGUUAUUGUCUGUGAUGGGUCGGUGGCUAGCACUACAUAGAUAUUCGGUUCGGAGGAAAAAGACUGCGAAAUGUUGGAAAUUGAUGUGGAAUUCCAGCAAUGUACGUCAUAAACAAGGAGACGGGCACCUGGAAUCAAGCGCGAGAGUGGACUGGGGACAUAUAUUUCGAGACUGAAUAUUCAGAUAUGUUUGUUGAGACCAAUACCAUUGAGAAUGGAAGUGAUUUUUUUAUGAAUAUGGUCAAUGAGGAUGCACUUGUUACACUGCCUUUGUACCAACGUAUGUAAUUGAAAUAGUUUUGUAAAUUCUAGUGAGAGCGUUGUGCCAAAGGGGACGCUCUAUUUAAGUUGCAGUUGCCCAGGACGAGAAGGGGACCUAAUGAAUUUGAAAAAAAAUGGGAACGCCCAAUCAAGCCUUGAAAGUAGUGUGCAAAGUCUAUAAAAUGCUUUCUAAAAGUGUUACUCGGAGGCAUGUUCAAUAUGG